UGAACGAAAGUACCAAACACAUCAAAACCUCUGCAUUUUGUGUUUCAUUCAUUCAUUCAUCAACAACUCUGUUCCUGAACAAGGACAACCACAUCAUUUUCCACCCCGCACUCUUCUCGUGUUUGUCUUCUAAGGCGUUCCUUUGCGCUGAAAUUCUGAAAACAGGCGUAAUGGAAGACGUUGUUUCGAACACGAGGAGAUGGGAGGAUCUGGACACAGAUAUUUUGGUGAAGAUUUUUCAGUUGCUUGACAUAUUCGAGUUAACUUCUGGCAUUGCUCAUGUUUGUAGCGCAUGGCGCAUGGCUUGUUGUGAUCCACUUCUUUGGAAGACACUUGAUUUGUCAAUGUUGAGAAGUAACUUCAUCAAGAUUCCAUUAGAGCCUUUUGUUUACGUUGAUGAACGGUCUGAUAAGAAAUUAACCCGAUUAUUGAAGAUUUCCUUGAAUCUGAGCAGAAUGAGUAUAGUGACAUUAAUCUUCCAUUUCAACUUGUACGUGAGUGAUGAUCAGUUGACAUACACUGCUGAAAGGUGCCCACAUCUCAAACGACUGGUUCUGCCGGCUUGGAACAGAAUUAAAAGAACAGGAAUGUGCAAGGCAAUCCGUUGCUGGAAAGAGCUAGAGUCUCUAACAAUGCCUAGUAUAGCAAACCCGCCAUAUUUUCUAGAGGAAAUUGCAACAAACUGCAAGAACUUCAGUGAACUCAAGAUUAUGGGGCCAUGUGACAUCUUCUUUGCUUCAACUCUUGCUGCAUUUGUUCCAAAAUUGAGAUUCUUGAGCCUUCGGUGUUCAACGCUAUAUAGGGAUGUUCUCAUUCUCAUCCUAGACAGCUUAGAACAUUUAGAAGUGCUCAAUAUAUCACAUUGCAUUCUAAUGGAAUGUCUCCCCCCUCCUCAACAUAAAAAAAUUAUCAAUGAAAUUGAUUCUACUAUCCGCCAGAAGGCUUCUCGAUUGCGCGAAUUUAUCACAUGCAUGGAUGACUCGUGUAUCAUGUGCCAACGUACAAGAACUGAUGAAGGGAUAGUUAGGUGGUACAAGUAUGAGGAAGGAUUUUGGAAAGAAGAUGAGGUGAAGUCUCUUGCACUCUAAGCAGACAAUAACUGCGAUCUGGUUGUUGAACAUUUUCGGUUGUUAAGUUUUUCUUUUAAUUGUAGAUUCAAAUAACAAAUUUGAAUGAUUACAAAUUGGUGUUGUUGUGCCCUUUAAAAGGAGUUUGUUAAAUCUUGUAACUGUGCAUAAGAAUAAGUUCUAUUUUGUGCUCUAAGUUUAGUUGGCUUCAUUUUAUAAGACUGUUUGUUUUCUUUCA
Medicago truncatula (barrel medic) is the source of this 1305-nucleotide messenger RNA. Its product is annotated as F-box/LRR-repeat protein At3g48880. The transcript has 3 exons. NCBI's taxonomy places the organism in Eukaryota, Viridiplantae, Streptophyta, Magnoliopsida, Fabales, Fabaceae. The record is from RefSeq and is a predicted model, not a curated record. Gene Ontology annotation, molecular function: protein binding. The coding region runs from base 171 to 1088 and encodes 305 amino acids.